CCAACGCCUCCUCUAUAAAUUUAUAGAGGAGGCGUUGCCUUGGCUGCUCCGCCGCUCUGUGAUAAAUAGUUCGCUCCGAACUGCAGAGUGCAGAACGUCCGCUCCGAAGUCCGAAGGGCAUGCAACUUCUCAGUUCUCAUACAAGUGUCAACACCGUUAACACCUCCAAGGGUUCCGUCAGUAUCUGUUCCGCUUAGUUUUCAAGGCGGCAAGGCUGCCUGCUCUCGUACAUUCCUCAUGGCCUUGACUAAAACUUCCGUGGAACUCUUUUACGAUGUGAUUUCGCCUUACUCAUACAUCGCCUUUGAAACACUACUUCGUUAUGAAAAACCGUGGAACCUGAACCUGAUGUUACGACCGUUUUUUCUCGGCGGUGUGAUGAAGGCCGCUGGCAACAGACCUCCGGGUAUGGUGCCGAACAAGGCGAUUUAUAUGUUCAAAGAUCUCGCACGUUUGUCCCAAUAUUACAAAAUACCACUCAAGCCACCUCCAUUCCUUAUGGAAUUUAUUAUGACGAAGUCGACGGUAAAGCCGCAACGAUUUCUGACAGCUCUCGACAUGAAGUUUCCGGAGUACCUGGUACCAGCAUCCCGUGGGUUCUGGAAGCGGCUUUACGAAGAACACAAGGACAUCGCCGAAGACGACAGUGUCUCAGCAGUAGGGGCCACAGCGGGGUUGAACGAACAACAGCUGAAGGAAGCCAUGGCUAUGAUGGGUGAUGACAAGGUAAAGAACACAUUGAAGGAACGAACAGAUGAGGCUGUUGAGAAAUACGGUGCUUUCGGAGCACCCACUAUUGUGGUGCACACUGGCUCGAAACCGGAGGUGUUCUUCGGCAGCGACAGGUUCGAAGUGAUGGCAAGUGUUCUUGGCAAGCAAUGGAAUGGCCCCCUUCCACAUGGGAAGCUUUAAUAGCUCUGCACAUUUUAUACAGAGUAUACAUUGUAUCAUCUGUAUAGUUUUGUUUAUUCAAUAUACGAUUGUUACAAAUGAG
Messenger RNA from Ornithodoros turicata, 994 nucleotides. RefSeq names its product glutathione S-transferase kappa 1-like. Gene Ontology annotation, biological process: glutathione metabolic process. Gene Ontology annotation, cellular component: peroxisome; mitochondrion. The transcript has a single exon. The record is from RefSeq and is a predicted model, not a curated record. Lineage: Eukaryota; Metazoa; Arthropoda; Arachnida; Ixodida; Argasidae. Gene Ontology annotation, molecular function: glutathione transferase activity; glutathione peroxidase activity. Bases 238 to 912 code for a protein of 224 amino acids.